Molecule: messenger RNA, 3804 nt
Organism: Trichomycterus rosablanca
Lineage: Eukaryota; Metazoa; Chordata; Actinopteri; Siluriformes; Trichomycteridae
Gene: ap4e1
Product: adaptor related protein complex 4 subunit epsilon 1
Exons: 21
Coding region: 59-3547 (1162 amino acids)
Biological process (GO): vesicle-mediated transport; intracellular protein transport
Cellular component (GO): membrane coat; AP-4 adaptor complex
Molecular function (GO): cargo adaptor activity
Source: RefSeq, a predicted model, not a curated record
AGACAGUGCCCGGACGAAACAGGGCUACACUGGAAUAUCAGUGUGUUUUUGAGCUGAAAUGAGUGAUGUUGUUGAGAAGACCCUCAGUGCUCUACCUAGUCUGCUGUCUCUGGACUCUCAGCCAGGAGUCGGUAAACUUUCAGCCACCUCCAGAUUAGGACAUUUAGUCAAAAGCAUCACUGAACUGACCUCCAAACAUGAAGAGGAAAAGCUUAUCACUAAAGAACUGGUUGCUAUUAAAGAACAACUAUCAUCACCUAAUACUACAUUGAGACAGAUGAGGGAGCUGAUGGUGAGGGCCAUGUAUUGUGAGAUGCUCGGAUAUGAAGCCUCUUUUGCUUACAUCCAUGCCAUCAAACUCGCUCAACAGGGCACAGUACUGGAGAAGAGAGUUGGUUAUCUUGCAGUUUCAUUAUUUCUUAAUGAGAAUCAUGAGCUGUUGUUGCUGUUAGUCAAUACAGUUUUGAAGGAUCUUCAAAGCACCAACCUCAUUGAGGUCUGCAUGGCUCUGACUGUUGUUAGUCAGAUUUUCCCCAAAGACAUGAUACCAUCUAUUCUACCACUUGUAGAGGAAAAGCUGUCCCAUCAAAAGGAAAUCAUAAGAAGAAAAGCAGUGCUUGCUUUGUACAAGUUCUACCUGUUCGCUCCAAAUCAGGUUCAGCAUAUCCACAGCAAGUUCCGAAAAGCCUUGUGUGACAAAGACCCUGGAGUCAUGAUGUCCUCCCUACACAUCUACCUACAGAUGAUAAAGGAGAAUCCAGACAACUACAAGGAGCUGAUAGCCAGUUUUGUAACCAUCUUGAGGCAGGUGGUUGCCGGGAAGCUGCCGCUGGACUUUAACUACCACAGCGUCCCAGCCCCAUGGCUGCAGAUCCAGCUGCUUCGCAUCCUGUCCCUGCUUGGAAAAGAGGACCAGAGCACGAGUGAGCUGAUGUAUGAUGUUUUAGAUGAAUCGCUGCGAAGAGCAGAAAUGAACCACAACAUUACUUAUGCAAUUCUGUACGAGUGUGUAAAAGCUAUCUAUACAGUAUACCCCAAAGCUGAGCUGCUGGAAAAAGCUGCUAGGUGCAUUGGAAAUUUUGUCUUGUCUUCAAAGAUUAACCUUAAAUAUCUGGGUCUUAAAGCUCUUGCUUAUGUGGUUCAGUAUGAUGCCAACCUUGCCCUGCAGCACCAGAUGACUAUUAUAGAAUGUUUGAAUCACUCAGAUCUCAGCAUCAAGAGAGAGACCCUUGAGCUGCUUUUUCGGAUCACCAAUGCUCAAAAUGUCACUGUGAUCGUGGAGAAGAUGCUGGGAUUUCUGCGACUUUGUAAUGAUGAAUACACCAUCAUCGAUCUGGUUGGAAAAGUAGUUGAACUGGCUGAAAAAUAUGCUCCAGACAACGAGUGGUUUAUUCAGACUAUGAAUGCAGUGUUUUCUCUUGGUGGUGACCUCAUGCAGCCAGACAUUCCCUGCGACUUUCUUAGGCUGCUUCACGACGGCUCAGAUGCUGAGGAGGAGGACAGGCAGCUGAAGCUGUAUGCGGUGGAUUCCUAUCUGGCACUGUUAAAGGGAGACUGCUCUCGACAGCCCCAACGCUUCCUGCAAGUCAUCAGUUGGGUGUUGGGAGAGUAUUCUCACAUGAGAAAAGGUCUCGAUCAGUGCGAGGUGAUCAGCCUCCUAAAAAAGCUGCUGGAACAGAGAGGAGUAAGCUCGGAGACAAAAAGCUGGGUACUAUUAGCCCUAACCAAGCUGUGCCAGGGCUCUGGGCAUGCAGAACUGGUAAUGGAGCUGGCAGAGUCUUUGUCUUCCUCAUUAGACACAGUGCUGCAGCAACAAGCUCAUGAGCUGCUCUGCCUCAGCCAGGACUCACAGCUCCACACUCAGGUUCUGCCUCAUUCAGCAACCAGAGACAGCAUAGAGGUGGACUCAUCGCUCUCUUUCUUGGAUGGUUUUGUAUCUGAAGCUCUGGCUGCGGGAGCUGCUCCAUAUAAGCCAGCUCAUCAAAGACAGGAAGAGCUUCAGCAGAGAGCGCUUAGUUUGGAACCUUAUAGGCUGUCUCUGCCGGUUAGCCUAUCGUCCUGCAACCUGCCAGACAGACAGUCUCCUAAUCCGUUAUCUGUCAGCUCUGGCCUCUCUGGCAACAGUGCUGAAGCAUUACAUAGGACAGAUGGAAACACUUUGAAGUUGGAGGGGGUGAAGCGAGUGUGGGGGAAGGAGGGUUACCUACCACAAAAAGAACCUACAGAAACACCGACUGCUGCAGAGGAGUCGAACAAUACAAUUCCGUCUUCCCAGGAGGCAGGGGCAACACACCCUAUUCAUCCAGAGCCUGAGCCACUGUCUUCACAUCUGGACCAGGAGAAACAGCAGCUCGCUUCUUCUCUGUUUGUUGGACUGGGAUCUCAGAACUCUGCUUUUUUGCUGGGUAAAAGUGAGACCCCACCGUCACGUUUUAGAAGAAAACACCGCCAGCAUGAUUCAGCUUCUUCAUCCGGCACCAGUGAGGCAUCUUCAUCUUCCUCUCAAUCCUCCUGCCGCAGCAGGACAGACAACAUCUUAUAUGGUGGCUUGCUAGAGGAGGAGCCAGCAACACCCAUACAGGGCCUAAACCACACCAAAAAGCAUGCCACGAUCAUUGGCAGUCGUGAUGCCAUGCAACACAGCCAGACAGCCGUAGGCAGAAAGGAAGCUGGUGCCUUUAACAAUGUGAAUGAGGACAAACCAGGAAUUUUGUGUCAAAUCUUAGGAAGCGAUAUGGUGAUUGUCAGACCCAACGCACUGUCAGAAGAAACCUUGGUGUUGCAUCAGAACAAAAAUAAACCACUUCCAUCUUCCGACCCCUGCAGUUCAGAUUCUGCUGUAUUACAGUUACCAUCUGAGCUUCGAGACCGACCUCACUCGGAAAUCAUCAGCUUGAGCUCAGACACAUGCCUGUCUGUUUCUUACUGUCGUGUUUUCAGAGAGGAUGCUCUGUUGCUUGUGCUCUUUCUCUCCAACCUUGUAGAGACGCCACUUGAGGAUUUGGCUGUUGACCUCGGAUGUGAGGAGAUACAGACAGCCAGCCUUAAAGGAAAUGUAGUGGAGAGUCUGAAUGGUGAAAAUUCAUCAGUGUGUUGGUACACUCUGCUGAUGGAGACCCCUCACACUCAGGUGACCUUCUCAGGAUCAGUGUCAUAUAAAACACAGCCUGGAUCUUUACACACACUGCCAUUCUGUGGCAAGCUCUCCACUGCUGACUUUAUCAGGCCACUAGUAUUAAACACAGAGGAGUAUGGAAAAUUGUGGGUGACCUUAAGUAAUGAUUUGAAGAAAAACCUGAAACUGCUGACAGAUGUUGGAAACCCUCUUGAAGCUACUAUCAAUGUCCUGAAGGACAGCCUUAAACUACAUAUAGUAGACAUCAUUGGAUCAGAGGGCAUUGUAGCUUGUCGUCUGCUCGGCGGCUCCCCCUGCCUGAUGCACUGUCGUGUGCUUGAUACCUCUCUGGCUGUAUGGCUCCGUUCUUCUUUGCCUGGCUUCCCUGACUGCCUCCUGUAUCACUGUCAGAGAGUACUGCAAGAACACUGAGCUACAGGAGCAUCACUUGAUUAUCAUAUGCUGCAAUGUCUUACAAUCUUUCUUCUGCCAAGAAUAUGGAACUGAAUUACCAAAUAGAGUAUGAAUUACCGAUAUGAAUGAAGAAGCUGUCAGAAAUCUAAAAUAAUGACUUACUGUAAAGCAAUAUAACUUGGAUGGUUCUCUACUGUGCUACUUUAGAAUCUAAAUGGGUUGUUUUUUUAAUAACCUCAAUUCCUGAGCUUAAGUGAUGUCACAUUACUGGUGUU